Messenger RNA from Leptomonas pyrrhocoris, 2446 nucleotides. RefSeq lists its product as hypothetical. Bases 473 to 2446 code for a protein of 657 amino acids. The record is from RefSeq and is a predicted model, not a curated record. The transcript has a single exon. Lineage: Eukaryota; Euglenozoa; Kinetoplastea; Trypanosomatida; Trypanosomatidae.
AGAUUCCUCGCACCGUCUUGACAAGCACUCGAUUUGUCGUGAUCAGCAUCAACGCAUUCGUGCGUUCUUUCCCUUUGCAUACUAGUACAAUUUCAUGAGCAUACAGACGAGAGGUUCUGUUCGGCCUGCACAUACAUUUUAGAAUAGAAACGUUAUCUUCUUUUAGCUUCUUUUAGACCACUGUCGUUAUUGCGGUGUUCUUCUACAUUUUUUGCUCUUCGCUUUUUCCGUUGUUACCGCGCUUUCACAGGGUGCCGUCUUGACAAGUGAGGAGCAACAGGAGCGGACUCGUCUGCUUGUGAGCCCUCCUCCCCCCCCCCCAAAAAAAAAAAGACAAGUCAAACGAAAAAAUAGAAAAAAGACAGUACAGAAGGCGUGCCGUAUUCCUCGCUCCUUUUGGAAAAGAAAGCCAAGAAAAAGCAGAGCCACGCGUGCUUGUUAUUCCGUACCUCCCUGUUUCGUAGACGUCGUCAUGUCCGUGCUCGAAGCUCUUUUGAACUCACCGACGGACGACAUCGGCGAGUGCCCUCCUAUUCAAGGCCCUAGUGACGUGCAGCUUGUCUCGCUGAACCUCGAGGUCAUCCUCAACAAGUGCCUCUACUGCACCCGUCUUACGCUGCCCCUGCCACUGGAGGUGCUGCUUUCCAUUGUUGGGGACGCGGGGGAGGUGCAACCUGACAAGGUCUGCGCAGGUCUUCUUCACAUGGCAGAAGAAGGCACCUGCCUGGACCUCUUUUGCGAGUUGACCUCUCACCUGCUUUCGCGCAAAGCCGCGGCUCUGCGUCUCCAGUUUGAUGUGGAGUGCUUUUUCAAGGUGUUGCAGCUCUUCUGCUGCUCCGCAGCGCUGAAGGAUCGCCUCGGUGGCGGUCUGGGCAAGACGCUGUUGGGCUACAUGAAAGACUUCGAGAUGCACGGGGAUGACUACCGGGUGCACCGCAGCUGCUGCAGCGCGCUGAUCUCUCUCCUGCGGGGGUCGCCGGCGAAUAAGAGUCGAUUCGGUCCCGAGUGCGCCGUCAUCGCGGUCUGCCUCGAAAACGCCUCCGACUUCUUCUUCCAGAUGCAGUGCGUGGAGGUGCUGUACAGGCUGUACAAGCACAGAGCCAGCUUCCUGACCGACGUGCAGGCGUCCUCGUCAGCCGCCGGUCUUAGCCCCUACCUGCUGCGCGGCAUCGAGGAGCUGCCAAACGACAGUACGCUGCUGCUGAGCAUCCACCAGCUGCUGGACAACUACAACCGCGACGAGCACCCCGACCGCGUCGUCGCCUUUCCGGUGCUGCACAUGGAGGUGGAUGGUGUCGCGGUCUCGCGGGCCACCACCAUCUACUUCUCGCCGUUGCUGCUAGUGGUGCUGCUGACCGGUAGCAGCGCCACCGGCGGCUACCUCACCAUCCCGUAUGAGCACGUGCGCUCCGUGAAGCUGUCCAAGGACCACAAGCUCGAGCUACGCCUCUAUGUUGUUCCAGCGAAACUGGCCCUCGUCAUGAGUGUGGAGGGCGAAGGUCGCGAUAAGCUGCUCGUCUCCAUGACGCGCGCCACGAUGCACGAGCUGCGCACCUCAGUCGUGCAUCAGUGGGUGGGGGAGCGGAAGCGCAACGCACCGCGCCGCGUCGUGCAGCGCGUCCGACCACCGGCGUUGGUAGCACCUCAUAGCUCCCCCUCGAACUCAGGGCUAGCACAGGGGACACGGGAUCCGUCGUCGUCAAACGCCGGUAGUCGCCCUCGCGCGAGCUCUCGUCGCGCCACAGAGGAGGAGCCCCGAGGAAGAGGAGGUCGGAGUCAAGAAGAAGGCGCCGCAGACGAUGCGCAGGGCGGAGAAAACGGUGGCGAAGAGAACUUCUUGUCGGAGGUGCACCGCGCGGCCUCCGUCAAGGCGGCGCGCUACCGCGAGGAGCAACAGGCGCACGUGCAGCGUGCCGUGGACGCCGUGAAGGGCGAGUUAGACGACCUGCGGCGCGGGAAUGCGCGGGAGCGGGAUCAAUAUGAGGCCAGUUUUCGCGAAGACAUGGAGGUGGUGCGGCGGUCCGAGGCUGUCUUGAAGGAGAGCGCCGCGGAGUGCGUGCAGGCGUUAAACGGGGAGUUGGACGAUGUGCAGGCACUGGGGGCGUUGCUGAAGGCGGAGGUGGACCGGCUGCGCGAGAAGCUGGCGAAGUCGCUCGGUAAGUCGGAAGGCGUAGAGGAAGCCUUCUUGGUGCGCAUUAAACAAAGCGUGGACACCCGCAUGCGAGAGAUGGAAGAGACGCUGUUCACGGUGGCGUCAUCUGCUGCUGGCGCUGGUGCUGCCGCGUCUCCCUCCCCGUCCACGUCCGUGGCGGGGUCGUCGCUGGAGGCAGUGACACAGUACAUCACGCAGCAGAUGCAGACGAUCAGCAAUGCCAAACUGGCGCCUGGUGAGCUUCAGCGAGAGGUGGGCCAGCCACACGCAGUAAAGUCGCGCCGCUUGGACUAG